Molecule: messenger RNA, 536 nt
Organism: Candidula unifasciata
Lineage: Eukaryota; Metazoa; Mollusca; Gastropoda; Stylommatophora; Geomitridae
Source: the annotation of a GenBank genome assembly
AUGUUAAAUAGCGCAUUGUUUUAUUCUCACAGAUCACUCCAGUGUCAUCGAACCAGCAUCCAUAAAAACUUGAUUGCGUCUUUUAUACUCCGAUUUCUGAUCGUGUUCACAAUACUGGAACCUCUGGUGCUAAAACACAACUUGUGGUUUAAAUCUGCAAAAUGGCUGUGUCGGGCUUUUGUCACAUUGCAACAGCUCAGCUACGUGGCCAACUUCUAUUGGAUGUUGGUCGAGGGUCUGUACCUUCACCUGAUCCUUGUCAUGAGGCCACUUAGUCACGAGAAAGCCCCGUUCAUGUUGUUCUACUUAAUUGGUUGGGUGAUUCCCCUCCUGGUCGCUGUUGUUUGGGCUGCUGUGAUGCACUUCAAGCACGACAACAGCUGUUGGAAUCAAAACAGCCGUGUGUCUUACAUUUUCAUCAUAUACGUGCCCAUUAUGCUUGCUCUGUUGGUGAAUUUAAUAAUUCUAAUGAACCUAGUCAGGAUAAUAAUUAUCAAGUUAUGUACUGGGCAUUCAACAGAACAGAGACGUAUAUG